UGAGAAAAAAUGUGAUUAAAAAUCGUUUCCAAUGUCAAAAUUUGUAAAAAGCUUUUUUCAGAAAUUCUUUAUGUUCACUCAAAAUGUUAUUAAAAAUCAAAGAAUAUCAUUUUUUCGCGACUAUUGUGGAUUAAUUUAUCAUAUACCCAAAAAAAUUAUACAUUAUAAGAAUGAAUUGAUUAUUUUUCAAUUAACAACUUUUGUGGGUUUAAAGCCUAUCAUACCUGAAGACAGUCGACCACCAUGUACGGAUAAUAAAAAAAAUAUCGAAGCUAUUAUUACAAUGGCUGAAAAAGCUUUAUCAGAAGGUCAAAUACAGGAAGCUGAAACAAUACUCUUGGUUGGAUUGAAAAUUGCUGAAAAUAAUGAUAUGGAAGAAGAAAUAUGCCAGAUAUAUGAUUGUCUUAUAAAUAUUUCAUAUUCCAUUGGUGAUUUUGGGAAUGCUCAAGAUUUAAUCCAUCAAAUAGUUUCACGUUUGAUACGAACCGGAAUGAAAACUGAUGAUGAUGUAAUUAUCACUUUUAAAUUGAAAUUGGCACGACUUUAUAGUCACACUGCAAAUAAUGAGGUUGCUGAAUCUACAUUUAAAGAAUGCAUAAGUCUUCAAAAGAAUAAACUAGAUAGUGGACCUUUAUCAGAUAAAACCGGAAUAUUAUACAUUGAUUUAUUAUUUUGGUAUGGAAUAUUUUUAUUCCAAAAUGAAAAAUUUGAGGAAGCUUUGAAGAAUGUUGAACUAGCAUAUAAUUAUUCAAAUAAAAUCCAAGGCAUAAAUUCAUCACAAGAGCUAGUAAUAUUAUCGAUACUUGCCGAAAUUUUAUGUGCAUUAGCACAAUACGAUCAAGCUAUUGUUUAUUUAACAAAUGCAAUUGUAAUUGGGAAAAGUAUCAAUCAUCCGGAGUUAGCAUUAUCGUAUGUUUUAUUAGGGAAUAUUUAUUUGAAAAAAGAAUUAAUUCAAGAGGCAAAACGCUGGUGUGAGGAAGGUGCAAAACUAAGUCUACAACAGAGAAAUAUUCGUGGACAACAAGCAUCACGAGUAUGUUUAGAUAAAAUUAAACAAGCUUUUGAUACUAAAUAUGAAUUAAAUCAAGAAAGUGCCUAAAAAUUAAAUUGAGUCGUAAUCUCUUAUAAUAAAUAUAUAUUUGAGACAUUUUUUUUUUUCGUAUAA
Chrysoperla carnea is the source of this 1165-nucleotide messenger RNA. Its product is annotated as tetratricopeptide repeat protein 19, mitochondrial-like. Lineage: Eukaryota; Metazoa; Arthropoda; Insecta; Neuroptera; Chrysopidae. The coding region runs from base 32 to 1099 and encodes 355 amino acids. The transcript has a single exon. Gene Ontology annotation, cellular component: mitochondrial inner membrane. Gene Ontology annotation, biological process: mitochondrial respiratory chain complex III assembly. The record is from RefSeq and is a predicted model, not a curated record. Gene Ontology annotation, molecular function: protein binding.